Messenger RNA from Orycteropus afer afer, 2876 nucleotides. RefSeq names its product TRPM8 channel associated factor 1 (gene TCAF1). Gene Ontology annotation, biological process: positive regulation of anion channel activity. The record is from RefSeq and is a predicted model, not a curated record. Lineage: Eukaryota; Metazoa; Chordata; Mammalia; Tubulidentata; Orycteropodidae.
AUGGCCACUCCCUCCGCUGCCUUCGAGGCCCUCGUGAACGGGGUGACGAGCUGGGAUGUCCCUGAAGACGCCGUGCCCUGUGAACUGCUUCUGAUUGGAGAGGCUGCCUUUCCGGUGAUGGUGAAUGACGUGGGCCAGGUCCUCAUCGCUGCCUCCACCUACGGCCGGGGCCGCCUGGUGGUGGUGGCCCACGAGGGCUACCUGAUGCAGGCCCAGCUGGCACCCUUUCUCAUCAACGUGGUGGGCUGGCUGCGCGCCUCUCCGGGGGCCCCCAUUGGGGUUCACCCAUCCGUGGCUCCUUUGGCCAAGACCCUUGAGGGCUCCAGCAUGGAGGCCAAGAUAGAGCCAGAAGUCAAAGCCUCCCUGGGGGUGUACUGCAUCGAUGCCUACAAUGAAACGAUGACUGAGAAGCUGGUCCAGUUUGUGAAGCGGGGAGGGGGUUUGCUUAUUGGGGGCCAAGCCUGGGACUGGGCCAGUCAGGGCGAGGAUGAGAGGGUCUUGUUCACGUUCCCUGGGAACCUUGUCACUAGUGUGGCUGGCGUGUACUUCACUGACAACAAGGGAGACACGAGCUUCUUCAAGGUCCCUAAGAAGAUGCCCAAGAUCCCCGUCCUAGUCAGCUGUGAGGACGACCUCUCUGAGGACAGGGAUGAGCUCCUGCAUGGCAUCUCGGAGCUGGACAUCACCAACUCAGACUGCUUCCCGUCACAGCUGCUGGUGCAUGGCGCGCUGGCAUUCCCACUGGGGCUGGACUCCUACCAUGGCUGCGUCAUCGCAGCUGCGCGCUAUGGCCGGGGUCGCGUGGUGGUGACCGGCCACAAGUCGCUGUUUACAGUGAGCAAGCUGGGCCCCUUCCUGCUGAAUGCCGUGCGCUGGCUGGAUGCAGGCCGCCGGGGCAAGAUCGUGGUGCAGACAGAGCUGCGGACACUGAGUGGCCUGCUGGCGGUGGGGGGCAUUGACACUAGCGUUGAGUCCCAGCUGACCAGUGAUGCCAGUGUCUACUGCUGUGAGCCUGUGAGCGACAUGGGCUUCAAGGAGCUGCAGGAGUUUGUGGCGGAGGGUGGUGGACUCUUGGUGGGUGCCCAGGCCUGGUGGUGGGCCUUCAAGAACCCAGGCGUGUCCCCUCUGGCUCGAUUCCCGGGGAACCUACUCCUCAACCCCUUUGGCAUCAGCAUCACCAGUCAGAGCCUGAACCCCGGGCCCUUCCGCACCCCAAAGGCAGGCAUCAGGACCUACCACUUCCGUUCCACCCUGGCCGAGUUCCAAGUCAUCAUGGGCCGGAAACGAGGCAACGUGGAGAAGGGCUGGCUGGCCAAGCUGGGCCCGGAUGGUGCAGCCUUCCUACAGAUCCCUGCUGAUGAGGUCCCAGCCUACACAUCUGUGCACCGGCUACUGAGAAAGCUGCUCAGCCGCUACCGGCUGCCCGUGGCCACGCGUGAGAACCCCGUCAUCAACGACUGCUGCCGGGGCGCCAUGCUCUCCCUGGCCACCGGCCUGGCACAUUCAGGGAGCGACCUCUCCCUGCUUGUCCCAGAAAUCGAGGAUGUCUACAGCAGCCCUUACCUGCGCCCCUCAGAAUCCCCCAUCACCGUGGAGGUCAACUGUACCAAUCCAGGCACCAGAUACUGCUGGAUGAGCACUGGGCUCUACAUACCCUCCAGGCAGAUCAUUGAGGUCUCCCUGCCCGAGACAGCUGUCUCUGCAGACCUGAAGGUCCAGAUUGGCUGCCACACGGACGACCUUACCAGGGCCAGCAAGCUCUUCCGUGCACCACUCAUUAUCAACCGCUGUUGCAUGGACAAGCCCAGCAAGUCUAUCACCUGCUUGUGGGGUGGCCUGCUCUACAUCAUAGCGCCCCAGGGCUGCAAGCUGGGCCCUGUGCCCCUCACUGUCAAGGGGGCAGUGCAUGCCCCCUACUACAAGCUGGGGGAGACGUCGCAAGAGGAAUGGAAGAGACGCAUCCAGGAGAACCCUGGCCCCUGGGGGGAGCUGGCAACAGACAACAUCAUCCUGACCGUGCCGACUGCUAACCUGCGCACCCUGGAGGACCCCGAGCCCCUGCUGCGCCUCUGGGAUGAGGUGAUGGCGGCUGUCGCCAGGCUGGGUGCUGAGCCCUUCCCUCUGCGCUUACCACAGAGGAUUGUUGCCGACGUGCAGAUCUCAGUGGGCUGGAUGCACGCGGGGUACCCCAUCAUGUGUCACCUGGAGUCGGUGCAGGAACUCAUUCACGAGAAGCUCAUCAGGACCAAGGGGCUGUGGGGCCCAGUGCACGAGCUGGGUCGCAACCAGCAGCGGCAAGAGUGGGAGUUCCCUCCGCACACCACCGAGGCCACCUGCAACCUGUGGUGUGUGUAUGUGCACGAGACGGUCCUGGGCAUCCCCCGUGGCCACGCCAACAUUGCCCUGUGGCCACUCGUCCGGGAGAAGAGGGUCAGAAUCUACCUGGGCAAGGGCCCCAGUGUUAAGAACUGGAACGCGUGGACAGCCCUGGAGACAUACCUCCAGCUACAAGAAGCCUUUGGUUGGGAGCCGUUCAUCCGCCUCUUCAAUGAGUACAGGAACCAGACCAACCUGCCCACAGACAACGUUGACAAAAUGAACCUGUGGGUCAAGAUGUUCUCUCACCAAGUGCAGAAGAAUCUGACACCUUUCUUCGAGGCCUGGGCCUGGCCCAUCCAGAAGGAAGUGGCUACCAGCCUGGCCUACCUGCCCGAGUGGAAGGAAAAUAUUAUGAAAUUGUACCUCCUCACCCAGAUGCCCCACUGAAACUGAAGUCAAGAAAUGCAAAAGGAAAUGGAGACAUCUCAGAAAGCAGCAGAAGGAUGUGGAUAUAAAUGGAGAGACCUCAACACAUUUCUGGAGGAGAAAGAGUGGAU